This is a messenger RNA of Clupea harengus (Atlantic herring), 16290 nucleotides long. RefSeq names its product EH domain binding protein 1 like 1a (gene ehbp1l1a). Gene Ontology annotation, molecular function: protein binding. NCBI's taxonomy places the organism in Eukaryota, Metazoa, Chordata, Actinopteri, Clupeiformes, Clupeidae. The record is from RefSeq and is a predicted model, not a curated record.
AGUUUGGCUGUGAACGCCUCCUCAGACACGCUGCAGCGUGCUUCUGUUUUGUCUACUGCUUGACAUUCGGUGCAUGUCAACUGCGCACGACGAACUGUAGCGCCGCUGUUGCUAGUGGAAUCUUAGUUCUGGAAGAGAGGACAGCAAGGCACGGGCUUUUCAAGGCUAAACUGACUUCGCUCAUGUCUUCCACCGGGUCUCCGUGAAUAUCAAGGCUAAAUCGGCGGCAGUAAUGACUUCGGUAUGGAAGAGACUCCAGCGCGUCGGCAAGAGGGCUUCGAAGUUUCAGUUUGCUGCGACUUUCCAGGACCUGACGGUAGAAUGCACGAAUAAAUGGCAACCAGACAAACUGAGGGUGGUUUGGACCAGACGAAAUCGACGCAUUUGCACAAAGUUGCAUGGCUGGCAGCCCGGAAUCAAGAACCCCUACCGGGGGAUGGUAGUUUGGCAGGCACCGGAAAGCGUGGAUAUCACCGUCACGCUCUUCAAGGACCCAAAUGCAGAUGAGUUUGAAGACAAGGACUGGACGUUUAUCAUUGAAAACGAGACUAAAGGCCACAGGAAGGUGCUGGCCUCUGUCGACGUGAACAUGAGGAGGUACGCCAGCGCCACGCCCGCCCAGUACGAGCUCUCGCUGAAGAUGAAGCCCCUGUCGGUGAAGGUGGUGGAGGCCACGCUCAAGCUCACCCUCUCCUGCGUCUUCCUCAAGGAGGGCAAAGCCACGGAUGAGGACAUGCAGAGUCUGGCCAGCCUCAUGAGCCUGAAGCAGUCGGACAUCGGUAACCUCGACGACUUCAGCGAUGAGGAGGAGGACAGGAGAGCCAGCACAGGAUCGGCCACCGUCAGUCCCACAGCAGCACCCCAUACCCCUUCGAGAAGAGUGCGAGACGCGGGCACAACGCACACAGCUCCCACUGAGAUGGAGAGGAAGAGCACUUUCACCGUCACGCCCCCUAACCCCUCGCUCCAGUCACUUCCUCCCCUCCCUCUCUCCAUCACCCCCUCUGCUCCUCCCCUCUUUCCUCCGCCCCCUCACCCCGCCGCCCCCCGCCCUGCUGGCAGUGACCCCCAGCAGGCGCGCCCAUCGCACUACUCCUUCACCCUGCCAGCCUUUAUCAAGGCCCACCCCCCGGUCCUGCCUAAAAUCUUCCAACCACCUGCUGGAUCAGCACCAGUCUAUGUCACUCGGCGACCCCAGAGGAGCUCAGGUGACCCUAGCUUGAUGGAGCACAGACCUCAUGCUGAGGCCGCAAUGGCCGCCCCAAUCCCGCCUCCCCCUCCCCCCAGACCGAGACCCCUGUCCUUCACGGGCCCCAGCACGCCUCCUCACCCCUCACCCCUCUCCUCUUCACCCCCCCAAGUUGCUCUGCCACUCGACGGCACACAGACAGUCACCUACUCUGCUGCCCGCUCGAGCGCGUGGAGACCCCAUAGUUUCCCCUCUCUUCGCUCCUCUGUCCAUUCUCCUCCUCCUCAUCUUGAAACCUCCCCUCCUGUUGUGGCAUCCAUCCCUGCGCUCCGUCACUCAAAGUCAUACCGCGAUUCAUUGGCUGAGCCUGGCUCCGCCCUAACUAGGCCUACCAGCCUGCCCUCUGAACCUGAACCAGCAUCCUGGCAGAAUGAAUGGCGGUCGCCUAAACACACCACACCCCUCGCCCCCCCUCCGGUCCUCUGUCCCACCACCACCACCACUGACACGUCCGAGGUCGUCCCUCUGCAGUCAGUCCAGGGCCUGGAGACACUCUGUAAACCUGCAUCCUCUCUUUCCCCUCCCCCUGUCCAGACCCCUCCCUCCUCUGUGCAGACCACUCCCCCUGUCCAGACCCCUCCCUCAUCUGUGCAAACCACUCACCUUGUCCAGCCCUCUGUCUCAAUGCAAACCAACCCUGGUGUACCCUCCUCUGCUGUUGUCCAGUCUGCUUUCACUGUGCAAGCCACUGUCCAUGCCCCACCACCCUCAGUAGAAACCCCUCCUGAUGCUCAGGCUUCACCCCCUGUUUUUACUGAUUCUACUACCGAAUCAGAUCUCCCGCCUUUGAUUCCUCCCCUGGCACAGGCCACUCCCCCUGAACAGUCUCCUCUCUCUGCUAUCUCUCCUCCUCCUGAGAUCUUUUGUUCUGUGCUGCCUCCUCCCCUUAGCCUGUCCCCUCCUAAUGCCCACUCUCUUUCCCUGUCCGCAUCCCCAGUCCCUGCUCCAGCUGCCUUCUCUGACUCUCCUGAUCCCCUGCCCUCCGUCCAGAUACUGUCAUCCUACCCGGCUGUGUCAUUGCCUGAUCCCCUUGUCCAUGCUCACGUCCCUGCCAGCAUGACCUCUCCUCCUGUGACUACCCCUCUCUCAGAUGCCCCCUCUCUCACUCCCGCUGACUCAAUCCCAGCCUCCUGCUCUAGUUCAGCUUCUCCCCCGCUGUCCCCCGCUGUCUGUGUGUCUCCCAUCCCCUGUCCUGCCCCUCUUCCUGUCGUCUCCGUCGAUGUCCGUGCUUCCUGUACUGCUCCUGGUCCUGCUCCAGCCUCGCCUGCUGCGUCCGUUGUCUCCUCGUCAGACUCCUCCCCUGCGGUCCCAGUCUGCAAGUGGAGGCACCAGGUGGUGCCCACUGUUGUGCGUCCAAAUGUCAGAAGACCUCAGGUCACCCCUGCUGUGGAGACCCUGGUCCCCAUGCCUGUUCCCUCUCCUCUUUCUCCCACUCCUGCUGUGCUCUCUCCCCUGCCUCCUGCCAUCUCUAGUCCUCCUCUACAGGCCCAGGCCCCCAUAUCCUUGCAGCCAGGGCCUGUCUCUGCUUCCCUCUUUGACACACAGACAGAGUUCCAGAGGCAACUGAGCACACUGACAGAAGAGGAGCACUCCAGUUCACUAAGUCCAACGGAAGAGAAACAAACGAACCUUGGUCGGCCAGAGUCAAAAGCCUAUGAGCGAAAACGGGAAGGAGAUUCUGUGUUUGGAUUGGAGGUUGUCAAGGCAGCAAAAGGACUGGACAGUAUGAUACCUCUGCUGCCAUCUAGUCCAAAAAAAUCCAGUCUCUCCGAAUUCCCCUAUUUUGAGCUGCCAAAGACACGAAGUGAUGGCCCAGACACAACCCCUGUAGGAGUGUCCCCUGAUCCCACCUCACACCCUGCCUCACCUCUGAGCUUAUCACCAGUGGCGGUAUCUGCCUCCUCACAGGAGUCGAAAGAGGCCCCGAAACCGUUAAUUUGGAAGCCAGUUCAUCCGUCACCACCUAGGUCCAUGUCUGGACAGGGUGCUAUGGUUGCCAUGGAGAGCGAGAAGGCAGUUCAGGCUUCACCCACACAAUUGCCUCUUAGUGGUUUAUUAGAGGGAAAGGGUAUGAGAGACUGGACCGAAGAGAGAGAGACAGGAAAAAAAUGUAAAGAAAGGAGGAAAAAGAAAAAGCAGAAAGUUACUCUCUCCGCUGAGAGAGAUGUGUCCCAGUGUGUAGGGGCUCCUGAAAGGGCUCCCUCAGAAUGGGGACCAAAUACCAUGGUUACUUUGCUGCCAUCUUGCCCGAGAGUCUCCAGGUCUCCUGGGUUGCCAUCCGCAAUGAUGCAUAGUAGAGAUGAGGCCCAAGAUGGAGAGAGGACAUUUGAUAGGAAAGUACUGUUGGAGAAACCAUCCAAAAAAGUCUCCAAAGUCACUGUUUCUCAGGGCCCUGUACCAGAAACGUUAACCAAAGAUGAAGAAGAUGCAAGGGGUAUGGCAUACUUAUCGCCAUGCUGUCCAAGAGAAGCCAGACCUCCAGGAUUGCCAUCUACACACUUGCCAAUGGCAGAUGGCCCAAGAAUUGUAAUGGAACCAAACAUGGUGGACCUUCUUCCGACUUGUGUAAGAGUAUCCAGUGUUCCUGGUAUUCCAUCCUGGCAACAAAUGAACUUAAUACAGUCGAGGGAUAAUUUGUGGUGUUUAAGCAAGAAACCAUUGUGUCAAACCAGUCUAAGAGAAAAGUCUCUGGUUUUUGCCACCCCAGGCAGAGUAUAUGACGACAAAGAAUCCAGAAGACAUAUGAUGGCCCUGGUCCCAUCUUGCCCUAGUAAAAGCCAAAUACCAGGGUUUCCAUCAGCACCAAGACCCAAAGUGGAUCCAAGACAUCAAAUGCCAAGUAUGACAGACAUUCUACCAAGUUGCCCAAAAUCCUCACAAAUUCCAGGAUUACCAACCAUAAUGGCCUCAAAUGAAACACUGGCACUGAAGUGGCCAUCUGAGGAUAUUGUGUUCUUUAAACCCUUUAAGGAAAAGCCAAAGAUCCUUCAUUUUCAUGACCUUGGCAAAUUUUAUCAUGAUAUGGAAAUGUUAAAAACUAUGUUGGUUCUUGUACCAACUUGUCCAAGAAAAGCCAGAAUCCCAGGUUUUCCAUCUGUUCCAAGAGACCCCAAAAAGUUACACGCUGAUAAGGCUCCAAGCAUGGUUAAUAUUUUACCAACUUGUCCCAAAUCCUCAGGAGUCGCCGGACUUCCGUCAAGAUCACUUGCAGAGUCCACUGGCUGGUUCAUGGAUAACUCAUCUCUGUUUGAAAAGCCAUUUAAGAGCCCAGCAUCUAAGAUACACCAUUUCCCAGCAGCCCCCGGGCUGUUGGAUACAAGUGUUAACAUGUCGAACAUGAGGCCAUCUUGUCCUAGAGCUACAAGGAUACCUGGUUGUCCUUCAGCACCGCAACCUGAAAUUGUCAGGCCUCCGAGUAUAGUGAACCUUGUACCCUCUUGCCCCAAAGUUUCUAAAGUUAUGGGCCUCCCAUCAAUCAUGGCAGUUAAUGCAGAACAGGAAAUACCACACUGGUACAAAAUAGCCAAGAAACCUUUGUGGGUAAAACAAAGAAAGGACCCAUCUGGUUUAGUUAAACCUUUGUCUCUAAGAAUUAAAUUAUUAAAAGAAUGUGGAGAUAUCAGAAGACCCAUGGUUAAUCUGGCUCCUACCUGCCCAUGGCAAGCAAGAGUGCCUGGUUUCCCAUCUGCACCAAGGCCAGAACCGGAGAGGGCACGAAGUAUGAUAAAUCUUUUGCCGUCCUGUCCAAAGAUGUCCAUGGUGCCUGGUAUGUCAUCUGCCAAGUUAGUGGAAGAGUUUGAUUUAGUUAAAGCUUGGCCUACCAGGGAGAUGUCUUUAUGGAUCAAACCUUUUAAAAGUAAGCACUGUCAAGCCAUAUGUUUAGAACCAGCACAGUAUAGACCGGCAGAUGAUUCUGGAAGGGAUAUAGUAAAAAAUAUGUGGCUCCUUGUACCAUGUUGCCCAGGAAAAGCAACAGUACCCGGGUUUCCAUCAUCACCAAAGCCAAAACUGGACAACACUCCAAACAUGGUGAACCUUUUGCCAUGUUGUCCAAAAGUCGCUAGGAUUCCAGGAGUACCAUCCACAAGAAUGUCCAAAACUGAGUUACACUCAGCAAUAAAUUGGCCAUUAGGUAUUGAACCUUUUUGGGUUAAACCACUUAGGAAGAAAUCCUAUGAAUCUGUUCUGGUUCUUCCAGUUCAAUACAUAACAAUCUUGGAUAAAAUUAUUAUCAAAGGAAUGUCUUACCUAGCACCAUCUUGCCCAGGAAGAGCAAGGAUGCCUGGUUUUCCAUCUGCUCCAAGACCCCAAGCAGUCAGGGCACCUGGUAUGGUUAGCAUGCGGCCAUCAUGUCCACAGUCUUCAAGGGUGCCUGGUCUGCCAUCCACCAGACAAUCCCACACAGGGUUUGAUGCAGAAGUGAAUUGGCAUGCAGGUACGAAAACAUUGUGGGCUAAAACAAUGAAGGUCAACUCAUGUCCACAUGUAUUAGAUUGUCCAUCCCAAUAUUGCUCAACAAAGGACAGAUGUGUUAUAAGAAGCAUGGUGUCCUUGGUGCCAUCUUGCCCAGGAAAAGCAAGGAUGCCUGGUUUUCCAUCUGCUCCAAGACCCCAAGCAGUCAAGGCACCUGGUAUGGUUAGCAUGCGGCCAUCAUGUCCACAGUCUUCAAGGGUGCCUGGUCUGCCAUCCACCAGACAAUCCCACACAGGGUUUGAUGCUAAAGUGAAUUGGCAUGCCGGUACGAAAACAUUGUUGGCUAAACCAAUGAAGGUCAACUCAUGUCCACAUGUAUUAGAUUGUCCAUCCCAGUAUAGCUCAACAAAGGACAAAUGUGUUAUUAGAAGCAUGGUGUCCUUGGUGCCAUCUUGCCCAGCAAAUGCGAGAUCACCUGGUUUUCCCUCUCUGCCAAGGUUGGAGUCCAGCCUUUUGCCAAGCAUGGCCAACAUACUGCCAUUUUACCUAUCUGGCUCUUCAGCAGAAGACAAAGAUAAAGCUUUGCUUGGUGAAAGGAAUCCAUGUCAACCUGUAUCGAUGUUGGCAUUGACGUCAUUUGGACCAAGUGAAGUUUCUGGGUAUCUUUCCACACCCUCUCAAAGUCAUACAGAACUACCUUGUGAAAAACUCAAAUUUCUGCCAAGGCUAGAGGAUAUCAGUAGCCGUAAACAUACAUGUCCAUCUGAGCCAAACCAGCAGCCUCCGUCUGCCCAUAUGACCAAUGAUGAUGAUGAUGCAAAACCAGACUUAAGCUCUGUACCAACCCUUAUUAUGGAGAACAAGGGCUUUGAGGCAAGAGAUAAGAGAAAUGAGGGCACUCUGAACCGAGGGCAUUUGCAGUGCAGAAUGUGGCACUCUAUUCCAGAUACACCGUUAAUUUUGUCUGUUAGGGAGAGAUCUGGAAAUAUGACUGCUCUGGUACCAGCAUGUCCAAGAACAAGCAGUAUCCCAGGAUUCCCAUCCACACAAAUGACUAGCGCAGACACUGGAUUAGAGAACUUUUCAGUGGACAAAAGCACAUUGUGGGAGAAACCAUUAAAAGAGUCACAUGUAUUGCCAGUGGAUAUAGCAAAAGAGCAAAGAGACACAAUGACAGGGAUGGUGAACUUAGGACCUUCUUGUCCAAAGAGGGCAAGAAUGCUUGGUUUUCCAUCAGUAGACUCGCCAGAAUCAGAGGUACAUCCAGUAGAGAUGACACUAAAUAUGAUCAAUCUUACACCAUCUUGCCCAAGUGUAACUAGAGUGGUUGGAAUGCCAUCCAUAGUCACUGACAACACUCCUAACAUCAAAUGGACAGCCGGGUCAGUUGACAGAUGGUCGAUAUGGGAGAGACCUCUAAAGAGAAAAUCUUCGGCAACCAUUUUGUCCACCCUAUUCCCUAAAACAUCAAAAGAAAUUAUGAAAAACAUGUUUGCCAUGGUUCCCUCAUGUCCACCAGCCUCAAGCAUCCCUGGAUUCCCAUCAGCAAAGAGAACCAAGGAAGCACAAAUGCCAUCCAUGAGGUCCCUGUUCCAAUCAUGCCCAAACAUAUCCAAUAUCACCGGCAUCCCUUCAAAAUUAACACAGCCAGCAGACCAACCUAACAUUGAGUGGUUAAAUGUCAGGGGAACUCUGUGGGUGAAGCAGCCACUGAAGAGACUAGAAUUACCCAGGCAGACAUUUGUAGAGGACACAGAGAUCUGUAGUACAAUGUGGGCUCUGGUGCCAUCUUGCCCAGUUGCAGCCUCAGUCCCUGGUUUCCCUUCUGCACCUCAGCGUAUAGCAGAUAAGCGGCAGAUACAAAAAGAGCCAGUCAUGGUAAAUAUUGUACAUGCUUGCCCAAAGUUGUCCAUAAUUCCUGGAAUACCAUCUCAAGAUGCAACUAAUGUACAACAAAUACCUGACAAAACUGUUCUAUGGGACAAGCCUCCUCAAAUAAAGAGUUUUGCUAUAGCAAUGUUACAGUCAGGUGAUAAAACAAUUGAUAAAGAUAUGGUGGCUUUGGUCCCUUCGUGCCCAGAGGUUGCAAGAAUUCCUGGGUUUCCAUCUGCCCCACGUUGCAAAGUUAAUUUAGAGCCAAAUAUGGCAAAUAUUCUCCCAUGUUGUCCAAAGAUAGCAAGAGUUCCUGGAUGCCCAUCCAGAGAGAGUGCUGUGACAUCAGAAGGGCUCAGCGACAAGUCAUCUAUUUGGCGCAAGCCAUUAAGAGAUAAGACUGUAAGAAUUGCAUUUAUUACACAUGGCUCAAGCCCACAGUAUAAAAACAUGUAUGCUUUGGUGCCAGCUUGCCCAACAAAAGCAAGGAUUCCUGGGUUUCCAUCUGCCCCACACGGCAAAGUUAAUUUAGAGCCAAAUAUGGCAAAAAUGCGCCCAUGUUGUCCAAAGAUAGCAAGAGUUCCUGGAAUACCAUCUCAAGAUGUGACUAAUUUAGAACAAAUACCCGAAAAAACUGUUCUAUGGGACAAGCCUCCUCAAAUGAAGAUGUUUGCCAUAGAAAUGUUACAGUCAGGUGAUAAAAUAAUUGAUAAAGAUAUGGUGGCUUUGGUCCCUUCGUGCCCUGAAGUUGCAAGAAUCCCUGGGUUUCCAUCUGCCCCACGCCGUAAAGUUAAUUUAGAGCCAAAUAUGGCAAAUAUUCUCCCAUGUUGUCCAAAGAUAGCAAGAGCUCCUGGAUGCCCAUCCAGAGAGAAUGCUGUGACAUCAGAAUGGCUCAGCGACAAGUCAUCCAUUUGGCACAAGCCAUUAAGAGAUAAGACCGUAAGAAUUGAAGCUAUUAUGCAUGGCUCAAGCCCACAGUAUAAAAACAUGCAUGCUUUGGUGCCAGCUUGCCCAACAAAAGCAAUUAUUCCUGGAUUCCCAUCUGCCCCACAACCCAAGUGUUGGGAAGUGUCCAACAUGAUAAACAUGAGAUCUUCUUGUCCAAAAGUGUCCUGUGCUCCUGGGGUCCCUUGCACUGAGAGAUUGCACACUGGACGGUGGCUUUUUAGUAAAAUACCAGAAUGGGAGAAACCAUUUAAAAGUCCAAAGUUGUUGAUGCAGACUUCCUCUGUCCUUGAAAGUUUGCCAAAUGAUAGUCAUAUAAUGCAAAGAAUGAUGUCUUUAGCAUCAACAUGUCCAAAAGUAGCACGUGCUCAAGGGUUCCCCUCUGCCCCACUACCAGGAGCGAAAAAGAGGCCACAUAUGUUUUCACUUCUUCAAUCCAUCCCAAGAGUCAGUAACAUACCUGGCAUGUCCUCUUCAGCUAUGUUGAUUUUUGACAUAAGUCAUUCAAAAUCAUGGCCAGUGCAGACAUGUCCAGUGAUCAAGAAACCUCUGAAAGAGAGGUCUGCCAUGAUGAUCACCAGCUAUCAGUAUGACAGAUGGACCAUGGGAAACAUGUUUCUCUUGAGACCAGCAUGUCCAAUCAGGGCUACAAAUCCUGGCUUUCCAUCUGUAUAUAGGCCCCCAUCAGUGGAGGAACACACAGCAAGUGCACUUUACCCAUCAUGCCCAAAGGAGUCUUGCAUCCCUGGCAUCCCCUCCUUAAUGAUAAACCCAGCUCAAUCACUAGAGGCUGUUUUAUAUAAGCAGAUAUUACUGAAAAGGCCUUUGAGAGUAACACAAUCUGGAACUGUACUUCCCUAUCCCACAACUGAAAAUGAAGAAGUUUUUAAAAGUAUGGUGGCCCUGCUACCAUCUUGCCCAAGAGAGGCAAGGACCCCUGGGUUCCCGUCUGCACCUCCCCCCGCACUAGACUCUGAAAGUCUAGUUUGUCCUGAGACAGCAUCAACUGAUCAAACUGCGAACAUUGCUGGGGUGAUCACUGAGCAAAACUUAGUGGAGGCUAUAGACAUAUCGGAGAUGGACACACAUGGGGACAUUGAGAACACUGGAAUAUGCAUCGAGGUAAAGCCCACAAGUGCCAUUACAUUAACCACUGGGGAACCUGGUAGUCCAACCAAAGAGGAAUGUAAAGAGGAUGUGCUCUUUAUAAAAGACGAGCCGUCUCCAUGUUUUGCACAUGAUACAGCAGACUUCUCUGAGUCUGGGCUUGUAUUAGAUUGGGAAGUGUUGGAAGCCGAGGACUCUUCUGUAGAAAAAGAGGAAGGGUCGUCAGGACUGGUAAAGACGAUAGUUGGUGUCUUUCACAAAGGUUAUGAGACUGUUGCCGCAAUAUUACAUCCCUCAAGCCCAACUGAUGUGGACGAUCUCGAGAAUCUCUUCUCCUCUGUGGACCCCAGUGACGCUGAUGGACGUAUUCAAAGCCAGGAUGAAGCAAGUGGGGCAUUGUCAUUCCUUGGAGCAGAGCAGGACGAGGAGCUUCCUGGAAGUGCGGAGCCGUAUAUGUACCAUUUGUCUGAGGGCAGAUCUGAGUCUCCAUCAGAGGAUGAGUGUUGGCUGGUUGAAGGUGGUGGCUUUAGCAUGAUGAAGAAAUGGCCUCCAGAGGAUGAUCUGUAUGAGAUCACCAAGGCGGAGGACUUCAGGGGGACAGAGGAAGUGGUAGAGAAAGCUUUGGGUGUUGAUUCACUAAGCCAAACCAAAGUGAAAACAUCUCGACAGGAGGAGGACUCAGGAUCAAGGGAGGUAUUGGAACAGUGCAUACCAGCACUCACUGUUGACACACAGAGAGAUCAAACUGAACGGAAGUUUCCGGAACUGGGCCCCAAGCACCCCAGUGCAAAAGGGGUUUCUGAUCCUUCGCUACAGCUCACCGCUGAGGAGAAUCCAUUUGUCUCACGGGGGUCUCCCAGUACUGAUGAAUCAAAGCCGGCAGUGGUUGACCUGGUUCCGCCACGACGUACAAAGAGAAAAGACAGUUUGAACAGAGAGGCUCUAAAGGCUGUUGAGUUAGAAUCAGCUAAUACUGAGGGGGUUGCCCUCUCCAGUGUUGACAAACUCACUCCCCCUCUGCGAAACAAGAAGAUGAAGGCAGAGGGGUCUCACAAUGUAGAGAUUGCUAAUGUUGAAAGUGCGCCGUUGACGGAGUCUGUUGGAGGUGAAGGACAGCAGAAAGUAGCUUCCUCCUUGUUGGAAACAAGGGAUGUGGUUUCCUCUGAACUCACUCUGGAGGUAAAAUCUCCUCAGACAAUGGAGGACAAAACUGAUUCACCUCUGACCUCUGAAAUGCCUCAAGAGCCUACAGAUGGAAGUGUGCCCUCUGAGGAAGUGAUAGAAGAACCCAAAAAUUCAGAUGUUUUACUCCCAUCCUUCUCUGAUGAUACUCCACCGCUCCAAAUAGGUACACUGGAAAACAAAGGUCCAUCCAAAGACAUUGACUCUCAUUCUGCUGCACACAAUCAGACUGUACCUGCAGCUGAAUUUGUACCACCUCCACGCAGCAGGAAAGAAAAAAGGCCCUCUCCGCUUCUCACAAAAGACACAACCACCUCGUCUGUUCAGUCUAGGGGUUGUUCACCUGCACCGAAAGAACCGGUGGUGCCCAAGCGCAAGAAGAAGGGCAGGUCUCAGUCAUGUGAAAUCUCUGUAGUUAGCAGUACUGAGAGUUGGAAGGAGAUGAAGGCGAAGACCCCAGAGUCAGAUAAACCUCCAGCCAAAGUAUUGGAUCUGAAGAAGCCAAACACAGACAUCUCUGAGCUCAUAGCUGGAGUGAAGAUGCGAAAGAAACGAGCACAGCUGCCUGUUCCCAUGCCCCGUCAGAAGAACCGCCUAAGUGGAUCUUUUGUUGAUGACAUGCCAGCAGUGGACAAAGAAGCCUGGGGAAAGGCGGUUACUGAGGGCCUAACAAACGUACACGUUCACAUGCCUUGGAUGAAGAAGCAAUUGAGUGGAUCCUGCCUGGAUGAUGCGUCAUCACCUACAGAACCUCAGUCAUGUGCAGCGGAAACAGCAGUGGAGGUGGAGGCCAGGGUGAGAGAGGGCCUGUCAAACUUACCCAUUCCAAUGCUUCGUGCUAAGAAGCGCCUCAGUGGGUCUAUCCUGGAUGACCCUUUAUCAGCUGCAGAAUCUGGUGUUUGUGGGAUAGAACCAGCAGCAAAAGCCUUGGGUAAAGGGAUGACUGAACGCUUGUCAAACUUGCCUGUCCCCAUGCCUCGUAUUAAAAAACGUCUCAGCGGAUCUUUCCUGGAUGUCAUGACAUCACCUGCAGACUUGCAUCUGGGUGCGGUGGGAACCGCAGUGGACAUAGAGGCCAGUAAAAAGGGGAUGGCAGAAGACCUAGCAAACCUACCAGUUCCCAUGGCUCGGAUGAGGAAACGGCCAAGUGGAUCUUUUCUAGAUGACAUUUCAUCCCCUACAGAAUCUCAGUUAUUUGCAAUCAAACCAGCAGAGGACAUAGCAGCCAAGGUGAUGGAGGUCAGAAAAGGCCUAUCAACCUUACCCAUCCCCAUGCCUCGUAUGAAGAAACGAUUAAGUGGAGCUUUCCUGGAUGACUCAUCACCACCUAUUGAAUUGCUAGCAUCUUCAGCAGCAUCAGCAGUACACGUGGAUGCCAGCAGGAAGGCAGUGCUAGAGGGUCUUUCAAGCGUGCCUGUCCUCAUGCCUCGUUCAAAAAAGCGUCUCAGUGAAAGCCUCACCGAUGUGAGCUCGCCAGCAGACUCCCCUCUGUCCUCCCCUAUAGGCUCUUAUGAGACUAAAGAUUCAUUUUUCUCAAAACUGUUUCAACCCUCCAACGAGGGCAUCUGUAAAGACUCUUCCCCUCCAGUUUCUGUUGAAGCGUUUGGAAGCAGUGAUGGAAGGGAGGAGAAAUCAGAGCCCUAUGUCACCACAACGGCCUCUGAGGGGCAAACAGAGGCAGCUGUCUUACUGGCCAGAGACAUGACACAUAUGGACAAGGAGACAUCCUCAGAGACAGCUGUCUUACUGGCCGGAGAUGUGACGCAUAUGGACAAGGAGACAUCCUCAGAGACAGCUGUCUUACUGGCCGAAGACGUGACACAUAUGGACAAGGAGACAUCCUCAGAGACAGCUGUCUUACUGGCCGGAGAUGUGACGCAUAUGGACAAGGAGACAUCCUCCGAGACAGCUGUCUUACUGGCCGGAGACGUGACACAUAUGGACAAGGAGACAUCCUCCGGAGCCAGCACUGAACCACUGCCCGGAGACGCCGCUGUGUUGACACUAACAGAAGCUAAUGCACCUGAGCGACCCGAGCAGACAGUUGACAUUUUUGACCAGGCAAAGCAAACGGUGCUUUCAGGAGAAUCUGAUGUUGGAAAGCCUGCUGAUGGCACUGAGGGGCCAGAGGCAGACUUCGGGCAAGCAGGACAGCACAUGCCUGAGAGCACAGAGUCUGUAGAGGUGACGGCUACAGGUGGCAGUGUCUCAGAUGAUGAAAGCCAUCAGGGGGCAGCAGAGGACUCCAGUCUCCCUGUGGCCAGGCCUCGCAUGAAGAAGCGACUGAGUGGCUCAGUCCCAGAGGACUCGUCCCCUACCGGUCAGGAAGAGCUGUCAGAUGUUCCAGCUGUGGUGCCACGACGGAGCAAGAAGAAAUUGAUAGCAGACCCUGUGGACCUUCAGGGGAGAGGCUCCGCUGGGGAUACAGCUGGGGGAGAUGCAGACACAGCUAGAUUUCAGGAGGCGCCCAGUCUCGUAAACUCCAGUCAGUCCCUGCUGCAGUGGUGUCAAGAGGUCACUCAGGGUCACAAAGGGGUGAAGAUCACAAACUUCAGCACGUCAUGGCGAAAUGGCCUCGCCUUCUGUGCCAUCCUGCAUCACUUUCACCCAGAUAAAAUAAACUUUGAAAUGUUGGACCCUUAUGACAUCAAGCAUAACAACAAGAAGGCGUUUGAUGGCUUUGCGGAGCUGGGUAUCACACGUCUGAUGGAGCCCUCAGACAUGGUCCUGCUGGCCGUGCCGGACCGGCUCAUCGUGAUGACCUACCUCAACCAGAUCCGCACAAACUUAACGGGCCAGGAGCUGAGCGUGAGGCAGAUCGGCCGCGAUUCCAGCGAGUCCAGCUACGCUGUGGGUACCACCGAGGCCCCGGACACCGAGGCCACCGCCCGUUACUGCGACGAGCAGCUGCAGAGGAGUGGCAUCACCCUGGAGGCCCACGGCAGCCGUCCAGCGGAGAGUGGAGGGUCGCAGGAGAGGGAGAGGGAUGCCACCAGCGCUACCAAUGGGGACGUGGUGCCACCCCCGCGGGCCAAAAGGACGCAGGCGGUGGCAGCAGUAGCAGGGGCGUCGGGUGUGGGAAUGGGCACGGCAGGAUUUGUGCCACCUCCAAGGUCACACUCGACCUUGUCAAAGUCAGGGUUUGGCCACGUGAAGGACGCAGACUUGGUGAGGAAGAGGCGUUCGCAGAUCAGAGGGGACUCUAUGGACGAGUCGGAGCUGUCGGAAGCCCCAAGCAAAUCAGAGAUCGCCUCGAGCCAGAUGAGUGUGUUGCGCCCUGACUCACAAAACAUUGAGCUGGAGGAGGAGAGCAGAAUGGCGGGAGAAGAGUGUCAGGACACCAGCCAGUAUGUUCUGAGUGAGAUGCAGGCCCUGGAGAUGGAACAGAGACAGAUUGACCGCAGGGCAGGCUACGUGGAGAAGAAACUGAGAACACUCAUGGAGAGCGGUACUGACCGUAUCGAGGAGGAGAAGCUGAUCCAGGAGUGGUUCAUGCUGGUCAAUAAGAAGAACGCUCUGAUCAGGAGACAAGACCAGCUGCAGCUGCUGCAAGAAGAGCAGGAUCUUGAGAGGCGCUUGGAGCUGCUGAAGAGAGAGUUGCAGGACCUGAUGGCCGUGGAGGACUGGCAGAAGACCCAGGCCCAUAAGCAUCGGGAGCAGCUGCUGCUGAAGGAGCUGGUGUCACUGGUGGACAAGAGGGACGAGCUGGUGCAUGACAUGGACGCAAGAGAGAGGGGGGCCCUGGAAGAGGACGAGAGGCUGGAACGAGGCCUGGAGCAGAGACGCAGGAAGUACGGCAGCCGCAAGGAGAAGUGUUCAAUACAGUGAGACCAACGGAGAGAGAAAGAGAGAGAGAGAGAGAGAGGAGGAGUAGCAGACCUGAUCAGAGGGUCAAAGGUCAUCCGUAGACUUCCUCUGACUUACUCCAACUUCCCCGUCUGCUCUCCUGGUUUUUCUGGGCAUUGUGGCACUGGCAGUACUGGAUGGGUCCAUGGAUGGGACCAUGGAUGGGACAAUAGGGCGCAUCAGUAUCUUCAGAUGGCAUUUAAUCUCUGAAAUGUUUUCAAGACUGUUCAUGGAAAAAGCUGUGAGGAUGUGUGGUUCUGUGUCUGUCUCACUGGACUGUUGACUAUUCCCUUGUACAGUGCCCCUUAUCCAUGUCCUGUGUUAACUGACAGUGGACUUUGUACAUCCAAAGUCUCAUGAAUCUUGCAGAUUGUGUGCGUUGAAAGUUAGCUAUACGUGUCCGUAUGUUUGCCCGUCUCCAGCAUGCCUUACUGUUUCAUACACUGUAGACUGCUACAGCGCAUGUGAAAACAGUAAUGGAGUUCCCCAGUGGAAUAGAACUGCAUGCGAUUGCUCCUGCCUACACCAAAGAUAUUACUCUGUAGAUUCUUGUUUUAAUACACCAGGCUUCUUUGCCAUUUUUUUUAAACUAACACUGCCCUGUCAGACCCAUGUAAAAGAUAGCUGUUGGUUUGACCGUUUGUUUCGUUUAACAAACAAAAGCCAACAGCAGCUGAUGUAGACGACAUUAAGCCUGCAGUAAGUUGCUGGAAAGUGAAUGGGAUGGGAAUGCGAGAACCUUGUAGGGGGAAAGUAAUAUGUGGGGAGGUGUUUUGUGUGAGAGGCCUUGAACAAUGUGAGAAGCUUGUGAGCUCGGCCCCUUCUGGGAGAGCCAGUCUGACCCGAGGGAAGGAACAAUAGUGGAAGUGGGAGGUGUGUGUUACGUCACACAAAGCUGGGUUAUGGAGCUCCACAUAGCACAUUAACUAGAGUCCAUAUCAAGCUACAGUUGAGAGACUCUGUGUUUUGUUUUUGCAUUUUUGAUUAUUCAAUAUUUAAAUAGGAACAAUAGAGAAUGAACAUAUGACCCAGAACAUAUGUAUGUAUGGUGAUAUACCUUGUGUGCUUCAUCAUUUAUGAAGUAACACCCGCCAUCGUCGACUAGUCGAAGUGAUGGUUUCAUGAUAUCCUAACAAACUAAUGAGACUUUGGUCUCCAGAUUGUAGGCCUAUCUGUUUGAAAUGCUGAUAUGUGUAUUUAUUAUAUUCAUUUUACAGCACUUGCAUUCUGGGUCAUGUAGAGUUGUCCUCACAUAGACCUUACCACAGUAUUAUAUCAAGAAAUAUCUGACUUGGAGAAGGAUGCAGAACUGUGCAAUGGGGAACCAGCAGCAAAAAAAACAUCAAAGCACCAUGAGAUUUGUGUGCAAGCAGAUUUAAGCGUGAAUGUGUUUGUAGGCAUGCAUGUGUUUUUUUGUGUGUGAAUAGUGUGUAUGUGUAGGUUUGGUUGACUUGUGUGUGUGGUAUAUAAGUUUAUAUCCCAUAGCCACGUUGGCACUGACAGUUGCAUACUAUUAGUACAAGUGUACUAUUGGUACAAGUGUACUAUUUUUGUGUGAUAAAUACUAGUAGGAAUUGAAUGACUUAUUUUUUGGGAAAGUCAUCUGACAUGCUGCAUUUGCACUAUUUAUAAUGACCCCCCUCCCCCCUCUGGAAAAUAAAAAGAUUUUGAUUGUC